Messenger RNA from Blepharisma stoltei, 282 nucleotides. Lineage: Eukaryota; Ciliophora; Heterotrichea; Heterotrichida; Blepharismidae. The record is from the annotation of a GenBank genome assembly.
AUGUAUCGAAUUCUUAUAGAGCAAAGAGCUUAUGGGAUGUUUUUUGCUGUGGAGCCAGAAUCUGCGUCUCUUCAAAUUUUGAUUGAAAGAGUAGCAGCAGUUGGAAACAUUCAUGAGAUAGAAAGAGUUAACAAUGCAUAUGCUCACAUUUCAGGACCAUAUGGGAUUUUUUUACUCAGCGGUAUGUUGAAUCAGCAAGUGUACCCUAAAAGAUUUAUUGAGCUUUAUGGUUUCCGCCAUGCUCAUAAUAUCCUUGACUGGGUAAGCUCAUUUACUUUUUAA